AUGUCGGAAGAAGUUAUUGUUAGUGCAAAUGAAACAUUCAAUUGUUCCAAUUGUAAUCUCUCAUUAAUUGGACAAAGGUAUAUAUUAAAUGAUGAAAAGCCAUAUUGUGUUGCGUGUUAUGAGAAUAACUUUAGUCAUGCAUGUGAAUUAUGCAAAGAGAAGAUCACCUGUGACUCAAAAGAUCUCUCAUUCAAAGAUAAACAUUGGCAUGAAAGGUGUUUCUUCUGUAGUGUAUGCCAAGCAUCAUUAGCAGAUAAACCAUUUGCUACUAAAGACAAUGAUCUCUACUGUCCAGACUGUUAUGAUGAGAAAUUCUCGCCUCGAUGUGACGGCUGUAAAAAGAUUUUCAAGGCUGGUUCACGUAAAUACGAAUAUAAAGGGUCAACGUGGCAUGAAGAAUGCUUCACAUGUAUUGAAUGUAAGCAACCAAUCGGAGCAAAAAGUUUUGUACCUAAAGACGAUGGUGUAGUCUGUGUACCGUGUUAUGAAGAGAAAUAUUCACAAAAAUGCUGCAAAUGUAACAAGGCCAUACAGAAAGGUGGAGUAACCUAUAAGGGUCAACCUUGGCAUAAGACAUGUUUCUUGUGUACAAAUUGUAGUUGUGAGUUGGCUGGUCAGAAGUUUACUUCACGAGAUGAAAAACCUUACUGUGCAGACUGUUACACACAGUUGUUUGCAAAACACUGUGCAAAGUGCACAAAACCGAUAAGUGGUUUCGGUGGCUGCAAAUUCGUGACAUUUGAAGACAAGCAUUGGCAUUCUGAUUGUUUCAAUUGUAGUAAAUGUCAAAAUAGCCUUGUAGGCAAGGGCUUCCUUGUCGCUGACGACGGUGUUGUUUGCCCUGAAUGUGCAAGAUAA
Molecule: messenger RNA, 858 nt
Organism: Trichobilharzia regenti
Lineage: Eukaryota; Metazoa; Platyhelminthes; Trematoda; Strigeidida; Schistosomatidae
Source: the annotation of a GenBank genome assembly